AUAAUAAUAACAACAACGACGACGACACACCGACGGUCGAAGUGAAUUGUCAGGAAGAGAGAGAAAAAGAAUACCCCGAGGCAUCGUGGCCGUGAUGAUUGUGAUGGCAGAGACGUGAAAGCGGUAGGCUGAGAUCGCGCCGGAGACUGAAGCAAGCAGGCAGGCAGGCGGGCGGGCGGGCAGCCAACCGACGGAGCUUUUACCUCCGACGCUAAUGUCGUUGCUACACUGAGUGCUGGGCUGGUAGCAGUAGCAGCCGCAGUAGUCGUAACAGAGGUGGUUGUGGUGACAACGUGGUGCUGGCCAAUAGAGGCAAACACGCGGUGCAGCAGCAGCAGCAGUGGUCAGGCUUUCCCUGCUGCCAACGUCUCCAUCGAUGAGGUGAGGAGGGCCGACGCCGGGUUGUUCUCGUUGUGCCGCCGCUACCGAAUCUGCUAUUCUAACCCGCUCUGUCUGUUUCGAGUCGUCGGACGCGUCGCGUAGACCUAGAGAUAGAUAGACAAACAUCAUGAACAUAAUCAGAGACGCACAGCAGUAACAGCAAUAGCCGUGUUGACAGUAACGGUGUUCGGAGAAGGUUAGAAUGAGCUGAACAAGCAACUAGCUGCUACGGCUACAGCCACAACUUCGAUUGGAAGCCAACUCCGUAUGGUCAUUAUCAACUAUUUUUGUUGGAACGAGCCGCUGAAACAAGCAAAGCGCCUCCGGCCACAUCAUCUUUAGUCACUGGCUAGUCGCGCUGGCGUCCUAUCGGCCUGCCCUUCUCAGCUGUAGAACUGCACAACCGGGUCGCUCACACCGCAGUCACGCGAAACGAAGACUGCAGACGACCGAUUAUAUCGUGCGCAGUGUUUCGCGUUGCAGCUUACUACGCUUACUGGUGAGAAAACAACUGUCGAACAGCAGACGUUACCGAGAACGACAGCUGCGCGACGAUCAGGUCAAUAAAACAGGCCAAGUUUUAACUAUAGCCACUAUUGUUUUCUCGUCGUCGUGUUUUCUUCCGAUAGCGACACCCAGUUGAUGUAAAUGUCUUGGUGUAAGUGCGUGCGUGGACUUUCUAGAUGCAAUGUGCUCUCCGCGUUUAGAAGCGAAAUUUUUAUUAAUCAUAUUGUGGUAGGAGGAUUUGUGAUAUUUCCUUUUUUCGGUGUCUUUCUUUAUUGUUCCUGCUACUGGAGUUUUUCUAUUUACGAUCUAUCCGCUUAGCACCAUACCAUAUUGGGAUCAAAUUUGGCUUUCCGAAGCCUAUAGGACGUGUGUGCCUGCAAGCCAGAUCGUUUGGCUAUUCGGUGUAACGCUCCUUCCAGGAUUACUCGGUACGGCGUGUCCUCUUUGUCUCAAUGUAUUUAAUUCCGCUUGCAUUGUCCAUAUCUAUUACACGUACUAUCUGCCGACAAUAGUUGCGUCUAUCAUAACAGCAUAUGACGUCUGAACGGAGCGGCCCCUUCGAACAGACAACACGUGUGACGCAUACAACAUUGGAUAGAACAGGCCACUACAUAAGGCCACAGCCGCAGGGAGGUAACGAGACGUGCUAAAUAAAAAGUUAAAAGCAAAUAGGUACCACGCUCAUAUCAUCAUCAUUACCAACGGCAGCAGCAGCAGCAGCGUUGCAGUCGUCGUAGUCGGGGAAACUGUACAACCUGCGGCACCCGCAGAGUAUUGAGCCGUCCAGCAGCAGUCGUCUGAAUCUGUAGAAAAUCUAUUCAUGUGCUUUUUAAGAAAUGCAAAAAUUGUAUGUGGGACGGUGUAAUGGUGAGACAGUCUUUAUUUCAAGUCGUGUUUAGUUAAGAGAAAAGGUUCGAUAUGAGUCACAAGGUUUGAGGUGCUCAGCCAAAACGGAUUGUGCGCGAGAUAGUGUGCGCCAGGAUACAAGUCACCUCGUGCAGCGCAACGACCGGUGACCCGUAUACCAUUUACGUUGAACUACUAAACUUUAUGGCGAGCUGAUCAAUUGUAGCUUAAUGUGCAGUUCGUAAUAAAAGUAGCUAGUGAAGGAGCACCCAGAUGCAGUGAAAUAUUUUCAUUCGUGGGCCAUUCUAAGUCUUGCAGGCGUUUUCUGACUAGAACAAGGUCUUUUCAGCAACUAGGAACAUACAGCGGAGUGAUGGUGGUAACGAUGGCAUCUGUAGUGGUAACCUAACGAUGUUCACGCCACCAGGGUGACAACGGCGUCAAAGAUGAUGGUGAUGACGAAUGAAAGCGCGCGUAGUUCGGGCACCGGUAGUUCGGCUGUCGAAGAGGAAAGGCUGUUGUUCGGCUGUUCGAGUACGGUCACCUCCUUUCAGAAGAUCACCGAAGAUGACUUCAGUAACCUUAAGUGCUAUGGAUACAAACGCAACCUGGCCAAGACCUUCGUUACGUGGCUGGGCAUCGUGUGUACACUGGGUCUCGCUCGACUCGUGUUUCAUUGGAAGCCUGACUGGAUGCUCCGAUGCACCCAUGAAGUAUGCCCACUAGCAGAAGCUACCAAAGUUCGCCUUGUAGAUCAGUACGACCAAAUUUUCGUUGAGGAUGUUCGUAUUAUUACACCAUACAGCGUACGCUUAAGUGAACUGUUCAACGAUUUUGAGGGAAACCUUGAAAAGGUUUGGGAUGAAGUAGGUGAUAUCGACACCCUUGUUCAGCUGGAACCGGGAGGAGGCUUGAGAUACACCGAUCGAUUGCGCCUUUUCGAGAAUAAGAAACGCAAGUUCCUCUGGGACGGGGACUUGCAAAAAUUCGUUCGACUGCACGGCCUAGAUCACAAUACGCCAUGCUCGUACAUAGUGAAGAACCGACAGGGCCUAACGUUGAAGGAGGAGAUCGUACGACGUGUUCUCUUUGGCAACAACCUUAUCGACGUCGAUGUACAAGGAGUAAUGUCGAUUCUCUUCAAAGAAGUUCUUGAGCCAUUCUAUAUGUUUCAGGUGUUCUCAGUCAUUAUUUGGUUUAUGGAUCAAUAUUAUUACUACGCUGCAUGUAUCAUCAUCAUCUCUGUAUUCUCCCUCUGUAUCGGCGUUCGUCAAAUUUACAAAAACCAAAGAGCCUUGAGAAAUACGGCCAUAGGCAAGGACAUCGUGUCGGUGAAACGCGUAAGGGCAAAAGGCGAAACUAUCGAACAGAUAUCCUCGGAACAUUUAGCGCCGGGUGACGUGAUAAUUAUACCUCGCCACGGCUGUAUGAUGCACGUUGACGCUGUACUUGUUACAGGGAGCUGCAUCGUAAACGAAUCGCUAUUAACUGGCGAAAGUGUACCUGUGGUAAAGACUGCCCUCGUUCAUUCGGGACCAAAUGAUUCGCUUUACCAUCCAAAAGAACAUUCAAAAUACACGAUCUUUAGUGGCACGAAGGUCAUUCAAACUCGUUACAUAGGCAAUGAAGAUGUUGAAGCCGUUGUCCUCCGUACCGGGUUUCUUACAGCCAAAGGUGAAUUAGUACGAUCCAUGCUGUUCCCGAAGCCUGUCGAUUUCCAGCUUGGUCAAGAUGUCAACAAGUUCCUUUAUGUUCUCGCAACGUUUGCUGGUCUUGGCUUGAUCUACACAAUUGUACUGAAGGUACAACGACAUGUUGCAGCGUUACAUAUCUUCAUUCGGUCAAUGGAUGUGCUUACGAUCACCAUUCCACCCGCGCUUCCGGCAACAAUGACAAUCGCAGGCAUCGUGUGCGCUCAGAGACGCCUGGCCAAAGCACUGAUUUACUGUAUUUCACCACGAUCCAUUAACAUCAGUGGAUGCAUCAACUGUUUUUGCUUCGACAAGACCGGAACGUUGACGGAAGAUGGGCUUGACCUUCUAGAAGUUCUUCCAACAGAUAAAAGAACCGCUAUUAGGGAUCCUUCAGCGCUGCCGUACGAUCAUCCACUACGGCUCUCAAUGGCAUGUUGUCAUACCUUGACAAAAAUUGAAGGCCAACUGACAGGAGAUCCGCUCGACCUCAAGAUGUUCGAGGCUACAAACUUCAUAUUCGAAGAACCGAAUGUCGACGAUACGAAUAAGUUCGAUAUGCUCACUCCAACCGUGGUUAGGCCGGCUGAGCUGGCGAGGGACGCGGCCGAAGCUGAUUUCAUUACAAAGUUCGGUGCUGCUGAUGGACCACCUCCGCCUUUCGAAGUUGGAAUCAUCCGAGAGCUCCCCUUCUCAUCUAGUCUUCAGCGUAUGUCUGUGAUAACACGAGUUCUUGGUCGGAAGAGUCUGACCGUGUACACAAAGGGAGCGCCCGAAAUCAUCGCGGGGAUGUGUCUUCCAGAGUCCAUCCCGGCGGACUUCCAGAAGGAGCUUUCAAAUUACACUGAAAAAGGAUACCGCGUCAUAGCGCUUGCCACCAAAGUGUUAAAUGCGAAUUUUGCUAAAGCGCAACGUUUACCUCGCGAAGAAAUCGAAUGUCAGCUUACGUUUACCGGCCUUCUAGUCAUGGAGAACCGAUUAAAACCGAAAACCACAGAGGUGAUCGACGAGCUGAAACGGGCGAAUAUCCGCUCAGUGAUGGUGACUGGCGAUAAUGUCUUCACCGCGCUGUCGGUUGCUCGUGAAUGUCACAUGAUCGAGCGCCAUCAAGAUGUAAUCAUCCUUCAGGCGUCCGUCAAUGCGGAGGACAAUGAUGCAACCCUCAGCUGGUAUUAUGCCGAUGUCCCGCAGAGUAUCAAACCAAUUACUGUCGGUAAUACUGUUCGCAUCCCGGUGUCAACGACGGAGUUCCAUAUCGUCGUCACUGGCAAGACGUUCUCUGCUCUGCGGCGCUUCUAUCCUGACCUUCUGCGUCGAGUGAUCGUGUGCGGGACCGUAUUCGCGCGUAUGGCCCCCGAGCAGAAACAACAGCUCAUUGAACUCCUGCAGGAAGUUGGCUACUACGUAGGGAUGUGCGGUGACGGAGCCAAUGACUGUGGAGCAUUGAAAGCUGCUCAUGCCGGAAUCUCUCUGUCCGAGACGGAGGCCUCAGUGGCGUCGCAGUUCACCUCCAAGAUAGCUGAUAUUUCUUGCGUGCCAAAGCUGAUCAUGGAGGGUCGCUCCGCAUUGGUGACUUCGUUUGCGGUACUUAAGUAUAUGGCGUGCUACUCAAUCACCCAGUACGCGUCCGUACUAAUACUGUAUACACUUUAUUCGAAUCUCACCGAUAAGGAGUUUCUCUUCAUCGAUCUGUUCCUGAUCAUGCCGAUAGCGACCCUCUUCGGUAAUACGCUUCCACGACAGGUGCUCUCUAAAACUCCCCCGCCCACAUCUGCAGCAGGCAUCGUCCCUGUGACGUCCAUUUCCAGUCAGAUUAUUCUUGGCUGCCUUCUUCAGCUUCUCUCUACCCUUCUCCUGCACCGCUAUUCAUGGUACAAAGAAAACGAUAAGGGCAAAACUGAUGAGGACGCUUUACUGUGCCAUGACAAUUACGCAGUAUUUUCUGUGAGCGUGUUUCAAUAUAUUACACUAGCAGUGAUUUUCUCUACCGGAUAUCCUCACAGACGACCAAUGUAUACGAACUAUUACCUGACGGCAACGCUGGCUGCUCUAGCGGCAGUCUCUCUCUACUUAGUGUUAUGGCCAGCAGAAAUAGUUCAAACGUUUUUCGAGCUGGAUCUUACCGUUGUUUCGAUGGACUUUCGAUUAAUCUGCGUCGGUCUCGGAAUGGGCCAUUUUGUGCUUGCAUACAUUAUCGAGACCCUAUUCGUGGGCCGUUGGCUAACUCGCUACAUAACGCGACGGAAUCUCAAAAGGAACCCACCCGAAUACAUCCAACUACAGCAAGAGGUUCGCAAUAACCCUGCAUCGUGGCUACCGCCUUCCACGCAGAACUCCAGUGACAGUCUCUGCACAGAUAGCAGCGCCCUCUCGCCGCAGGACAGCAGCAGCAAGCAGUGCAGCUUACCACAAGAAUUUACAAAAUUGUGACAUCGACAAAACAGUUGUCAGCAAACUCCGGAUAAAGUUUGGCCGGUUUGUGUUUUUACUAGUACUCAUACGAAUGUCAAGGUUGCAUCUAAUGGGGUGCACAUGUUCAACAAUACAGGGUUUAUAAUAACGGCCGUUAAAGCAGCGUUGACGGGAGGGAGUCGGUAGUCAUAUAUGCAAUUAUAACUGUUUCCGCCUAUUGCAUCUUCGAAAUGAAUACAAGUCGUGAGUUAGUUGACGUCCAGUCGUCAACCGAAAACCCCCUUUGAUCCCAUUUAGAUAGUGUGAAAUUAAGUGUAAUAUAAAGUUAAUGGUAAAAAUGCCGAUUAUUUUAUAAACAACCAAAGGGAAGUCAAUUGCAGACGCAAUUAAGAUCAGCGUACGUUGUUUUGCUUCGUAUAGCUAAAAAAAUCUGCCCAUGGACAUCUGUUACGAUCGAGCAAUGAGUUGUUGUCAUCAGUGUACAAUACGGCACGGGUCGAGUAUCAAUUUUAGGGCCUGAAUGAAUCAAGAUGAAUUUUGACUUUAGAAAGAACUACGAUGUCCCUGAGGUAUAUAGGGCUAUCUCAAUUUCACACGACAAUUGUAUAUUGCUCUAUAUAAUUAUUAUAGAUCAUAGAUAGAGUAUCGAUUUUAAGCAACGCUCGUUCUUGUUUAAACUUAAGAUCGUUAUAUAAUUGGAUAUUAUUUGCAUAUAAUAAAGUAUACUACAUACGUGUAUGCGUACAUUUACACACGCAUGCAAGCCCUUACGAAAGUUACUAUUAAGUCUCUAUUUAACACACAAGCACAAACGUGGUUUUACCACAAUUUAGGUUAGUCAAGAAAAAGAACAUAGCAUAAUAACAAGUUAUCUGAAGUGCUAAACACUGUUAACUGACGACGACGUUAUUACGCAUGUUAUUAUAUAAUAAACAUAAAAUGAUCAACCUUUCCGCCCUGACGCCGGCUCUAAACUUUGAGAAGCUCGGUUACUAUACGCUACCUGUAGAGAUUUCUUCCUAUGAAUCGAUUCAUCGUUAUCUAAUAUAACUAGGGAAAUGUAUAAGUUAUCGCGUUCUUUGGAUCUAGCUUUAAGCCAUAAAUAGCGGCAUAAAUAAAGAUUUCUAGCAAAAUAAUGUCACACAGAAUUCGGCAGUUAACAGAUCCCAUUCGGUGCUUCGGAGAACAGCGACUUAACUACAUUUAUAAUAUCUAAAUAACCUACGAUAUUUGACGUUAAAUAAAUGCUGUGGUCAUUUCUACUUACAAUUCAGACUGCCUCCAUAACCAUUUAGCAGCCGGUACCUCACUUCUUUUGUUACUAUUGUCGUUUAUGGAAUUUCACUUGUACUUAGAAUGAUUACCCCCCGCCCCCCAGUGUAACGUGGCAAUGUUCCAGCAAUAUUAUCAGAUGGUACCGACAAGGGAUGAAAAAGCCAGCAUCGCUGGGUGAUCGCGUGAGCUUCAGCUCCCCCAGUCCAGGGGAUUGUUUGUCAUAGACCAUUGCGUUACAGUCAUAUGGCUCCAUUGAGUAUGCCUGUUCCUAAGAAGCAAUCUGCCGUAGGUUACACUUAUCGGAGCUCAGGCAAAAAUGCCGCACGCUGCAUUCCCUCAACAAAAGAAAUUACGAAUUAAACUUACUUGCCUACUUGCUCGUUGGGUGAAAUCUCAGAUCGCACUCCGUCAAAUUUAGAAAAAAAGAUAACAGAUUUUUGAAGGACACUUUAUUGCUCUACGAUAGAAACAGCGGCAUAUUUGUAUUUAUAACUACUACUACUAGUACUACUACCACCACUACUACUACUACUACUACUACUACCACUAC
Messenger RNA from Varroa destructor (honeybee mite), 7662 nucleotides. RefSeq names its product polyamine-transporting ATPase anne boleyn (gene anne). Gene Ontology annotation, cellular component: membrane. The record is from RefSeq and is a predicted model, not a curated record. Lineage: Eukaryota; Metazoa; Arthropoda; Arachnida; Mesostigmata; Varroidae. Gene Ontology annotation, molecular function: P-type transmembrane transporter activity; ATP hydrolysis activity; ATP binding. Gene Ontology annotation, biological process: intracellular calcium ion homeostasis; polyamine transmembrane transport.